This is a messenger RNA of Mytilus trossulus (common blue mussel), 3384 nucleotides long. RefSeq names its product ephrin-A4-like. NCBI's taxonomy places the organism in Eukaryota, Metazoa, Mollusca, Bivalvia, Mytilida, Mytilidae. The record is from RefSeq and is a predicted model, not a curated record. Gene Ontology annotation, molecular function: ephrin receptor binding. Gene Ontology annotation, biological process: axon guidance; ephrin receptor signaling pathway. The transcript has 7 exons. Gene Ontology annotation, cellular component: plasma membrane. The coding region runs from base 227 to 1108 and encodes 293 amino acids.
AACUCCAAGAGUUGCCUCCCAUAGAGAGGUAUAUUCCCACGUGAUAUACUGGUUAAACAUUUGAGUGACAGCAAGAAAGAUGAGAUCUGAAAGAUGGGGAUAAAAAAUAUCAAUAAGUUUGGAAUUACGUGAAAUUAUGAGGUGACAGUGACCCAAAGAAGAAAUUAAGUGUAUAUAUUAGCUGUUUGUGAAGUUUGGAGAAUUUAUUUAGCCUGUUUCAUUCAAAAUGUCGUGGAAAUUAACAAACGUAUAUUCUGUGAUAGUGGUAACUGGAAUAUUUCUUAUGUUUCAAAAGGUGCACUCGAAUCAAAGAGUUAUUUAUUUAUACUGGAACCAAACAAACUCUCUAUUUUCUACAACGUCAGACAAUAAAAUUACAGUGAAUUUAUUUGACAGCAUAGAUGUAUAUUGUCCAUACUACCCACCUACGUCAGAUAAUUCUACAUGGGAAUAUUAUGUGAUAUAUUUAGUCAGUAAAGCUGAGUAUGAGCAGUGUACUGUGUUUGACCCAUCUAAAUCAUUAAUGAUUAUAAACUGUAGUAAUCCUACCAAAAGUGAUGUUUUCUUUACAAUUUGGAUAGAUUCUUUUCAAGGAUUUCCAAAUACACCAGAUUUUUCUAGUGGAAAUACAUAUUAUAUGAUAAGCUCAUCAACGGGAAAGCUUGGAGGAUUAUCUAACCAGUAUCAGGACAUUGGCGCCUGUCAUACGAAAAACAUGAAACUAAAAAUAGAUAUAUGUUGUUCAUCAACUAAUAAUAAUACACAAGGCAAAAUAUGUUCAUGCUAUUCAUCUUCAACAAGUACAACAACUCCUGGAGGACAACAAACACAGCCUCCUGCUACACCCAAUCCACCAACACAACAAACAACAACAACAAAGAAGCCAAUAACGGCGGCACCAACUCCUGCGCCAACAACUACAACACAAAAACCUUCCUCAACUACAAAGUUUCCAGGAGGGAAGCCAAGUGAUCCUAGCCAACAAAUAGUAAUAGAUGCCACAGGCAAUAAAAAUAGUGGACUUAUAAACAAUGCAAGGACAUUGCGGCCUUCUUUGACUUUAAUAGUUUUAAUGACAUUGACAUAUUUAAUACGACCACAACGGUAGCAGUAGUUUCCUAGUUGAAGUAUGCAUUUGGAUCUGUGUGUGAGUGAACAGUGACAUCAAUUAUGCAAAACUGUCAACAUUCAUAUCAGCCAAUCAUAUUCUUAGCUGCUGUGAUGACCCAAAAAGUUACCCAAUCAUAUGCUUUGUUGCAAUGGUGGAAGAAGGAUAUUGGCCAAUAGAUAAACAUCUUUCUUGUAGUGGCAGGAAGAAAGCAAUCAGUGAUGAAAAUUUAGUUAGCCAAUCAUGUUCUUUAUUUGGAUGAUGGGAUGGAAGCAAUACUUGUUAACUUGUUGUGUUAUAGAUGAAGCAAGUUUGAAAACUUUUUCUGUGUGACUUUCAUUGUUAAGAUUUUAUUUGUUUUGAAAUGAAAUGGCAGUUUGAUUUUGUCAAUAGUUACAUCAAUUAUGCUAAAAUGAUGUUGAUUUAGUUGCCUCAGAAACUAUAUAAGAAAUUUCCUUCUAGUUCUCAAGCUUAUACCUUGGCUGAAAAAUUUAAAAAAAAUCUUAAUAUUUUCAUUACUAGCUAGUAUGAAAGCUUUCAUGCAUGAUUGAAACUUGAGAAAAUGUGAAUACUCAAUUUUUACAAUAUAAUUUUAAGUUUUCUUGAACCACUACAGCUCAAAGCUGUUAGUUUUAUAUUUAAUGAAUGAGGGUUUUUUUUGAAGCAAGAGGUAGUCCCAAAUAGAUUUCUCAUGUCUCAUAAUUCAUAAAUUUCAUUCACCUUUUUUUUCUAUGCACAAGCUGAUAAAUUGUGCUGCAUUUUCCAAAGCAUUGUAUUAAGGAUCAGAAAAUAAAAGAACAGCAAAGAUUGAUAGAAAGAGAAUGAGGUCAAAAUGUCAAACCGUCUUUCAUCAUGCUCAUAGUCUUCAUUUUCAUUACUUAUAUUCAGUGUAUCCAUAAAAUCCUGAUUUAGUACCAUGCUUUUACCAAAUAUUUCAUAACCGCUAAGUACCUUAGUUAAAAAGAAAUCUUUGAAUGUAAAAAUAAAAAACAAAGAAAUGUUACAGAAUUAAAUAUGGUACACGAAAACAUCAUUUACAAAACAUUCCAUUUUUGAAACCAGAACUUAAGGUAUCCAGACCAGAAUUAAUCACAUGAUGAAUUUAAAAGACCAGGAUGUUCAAUCCAGAACAAAGGUCAUGACUUUGACACACUGCAGAAUACUUUCAAAAAUUCUAUGCACCAAUAUUGAGUUUGUUGUCAAUUGAAAAAAAAAGCUUCCCAAGAAAUUUUUAUCACCUCGAUAAAUUUAUUUGACAUUUUUAAAAUUCAGUUUAUGAAUCGGAAAACAUCCUUGAACCAAUCAGCAAAAAUUGCAGAAUUUAAAAAUAGUGUAUAAUAUAAGUUUUUUUUUAAUAUUCUGGAUAAAAAAAAUUGGUUUUCACUUUUUCCACAUUACAAUCGUCCUGAGUUGAUAAUUUGACAAGUCUAAGUUUUCCCAGUAUGUUUUACCACCAUUAUGAUUAACCUUAAGUUGCCUUAAAAUGCAAAAAAAAUACAUCUUCACAAUGUUUUCUUUAUUAUGUUGAACCAAAAGAUUUUAGCAUCACAAAAGUGUACAAUAAGUGCAUUACCUAUCGAUGAAUGCAACUUACAUUAAGUGCUAUUAUUUAUAUUAUUGUACAUUACUGCCUCAUAAUGGAUACUAGUUUUCAUUGGCUUAAAUCAUGAUCUGAUUUGCAUAUAUACAAGAUGUAGAUAUAUUCAGUUUGUAAAUAUUGUGCGUUAUUUUGGAGUUAAAUUUCCAAAGUGAAAACAAGUCUUUCACUCUAAAAUCAAUUAUUUAUCUUAAUUUUGUAUAUAAAUGAGUGCGUUGGAAAUAAAAUGAAUGGAUGUGUUGAGUGUAAUAUAGAUCAAGUGAAAUUGUAAUUACAAGUAAAAAACAUAUUUUCAUCUUUGCUAUCUUAGUACCCAAACAACAUGCUGUUUCAAAAGUUUCUAGUUCAGGAACUUUAUAACAAGCAACCAUUUUAACUUUCUAGAGUUAUUCCUCUUAGAUACCUUCAAAUUUUUAUCAAUUUUAUACAAACAAAACCUGUUGAUCAUGCAAGUACUAUUUAAAAAAAAUCAGAUUUGUGUAUAUAUGAAUUUUUCCCCUUAAAUCUUGUUUUAUCAAAAUUUCUAAAUGAAAUUAUAUUAUAUUUUUGUACAUAAAACUUUCUCAUAUCUUAAUGAUUCUUUUGAUGCUAUUUUAACAGAGUUAUUUAAAUGCUAAUUUUGGUCAUUUCAAUUUUCAAAUGAUGUUUUAAAUCAAAUUUUUAAUAAACUCUUAUUUUU